Molecule: messenger RNA, 2403 nt
Organism: Poecilia latipinna (sailfin molly)
Lineage: Eukaryota; Metazoa; Chordata; Actinopteri; Cyprinodontiformes; Poeciliidae
Product: VIP36-like protein
Exons: 8
Coding region: 31-1089 (352 amino acids)
Biological process (GO): endoplasmic reticulum to Golgi vesicle-mediated transport
Cellular component (GO): Golgi membrane; endoplasmic reticulum-Golgi intermediate compartment; COPII-coated ER to Golgi transport vesicle
Molecular function (GO): D-mannose binding
Source: RefSeq, a predicted model, not a curated record
ACGUGAUUUAUUUAAAGUGGGAGUGUAAAGAUGGCAGCCAAUGUCAGCAAAUUAAACAUGGCUCGAUUAAGAAGUUCAGUGUUUUCAGUGUUCCAGUUAGAUCUCCUCCGUGAAUUACUCUGCGUCCUGGUGGCUUUUUGUGUUCUGACGCAGCAGUCGCUGGCAGACCAGCAGGAGUUUUCCGAGGACUUUCUGAAGCGGGAGUAUUCUCUGGUGAAACCGUAUCGAGGACUGGGCUUCUCCAGCUCCUCCCAGUGGGAUCUGAUGGGAACGGCCAUGGUGACCCCUGACCAUGUGAGGCUGACCCCAGACCAGCAGAGCAGACAGGGAGCGGUGUGGAGCCGGAUCCCGUUCGUCUUGAGGGAUUGGGAACUUAGAGUUCACUUUAAAAUCCAUGGCAUCGGGAAGAAAAACCUAAACGGAGACGGACUUGCCAUCUGGCUAACCAGAGAUCGCAUGCAGAACGGUCCUGUUUUCGGCAACAUGAACCAGUUUGUUGGACUUGGAAUAUUUGUGGACACUUACCCAAACACAGAUAAGACCCACGAUAGGACCUUUCCGUACGUCUCAGUGAUGCUGGGAAACGGAACCCUGACGUACGACCACGACCGUGACGGGCGGACCACCGAGCUCGGAGGAUGCACAGCCAUGACGCGCAAUUCCAUUUAUGACACCUUCCUGCUGGUCAGAUACUCUAAAAACAAGUUGACGCUCAUGGUGGAUGUGGAUGGGAAACAGGAAUGGAGAGACUGUGCUGAAGUCAGUGGGCUGAGGCUUCCCAAUGGAUACUACCUGGGUGCCUCCUCUGCUACUGGAGAUCUAUCAGAUAACCAUGACAUCAUCUCAAUGAAAGUGUACCAGCUGACUGUAGAGAGGACUCCAGAGGAAGAGGAGGAGGAAGAGGCGAUCACCGUCCCUCGGGUGGACAACAUGUACCAGUUUCAAGUGGACGUGGAGGAGGAGGGGAUGAGUGGGCUGCAGCUGUUCUUCACCCUGCUGUUCUCCAUCCUGGGCCUGUCCGUGCUGGCCGUGGUGGGCAUGGUGCUCUACGGCCGCUGGAAGGAAAACAAGCGCAAACGCUUCUACUGAGAGAGGUGCUGCUUCUCAGAACACAGGUCCUCGGUGCACAUUAGAUCAACUGGAGACCGCUGUGCUGUGACUGGAACUCAGACCGAUGGCCUUCUGGGUCGAAUGUGGAGAGAACAUGAGCGGGAUGGACAGAUAAAUCAGGUGGAUAGUGUUUUUAUAUAUUUUUUUUUAAGUUCUCUGGAGGAUGUGGAGAUCUCAGCAGGUUAUCUGCUGAGUGAGGAUCUGUCCUCACCAACAGGAGGCAACAAAAGAAUCAAGUUUCUGGAAUCAAAUUGCUGCGUGGACUUCACUGACAUCAUGAUAACAGGAGUUUCCCCACCUCUGGGGGAUGCUUUUCAGUCACUUCACAGGUUGCACCUGUAAACAAAGUAAAGAAAUAAAACUCCUGCAUUAUAACAGAAGAAAUUUGGGAAGCUGCUCCAGUUGCAGUCCUGUUAAAGUAGGUAUUGUCUACCUGCAGCUGUUGUCACUGUUAUUUAGUGUCUGAAACUCCUGAAACUCCAAGUGAAGACUAAUCUAACAGCACCAACAGCAGAGCAGACUUUUACAGUCUUAAAAGAACAAUAUAACAAUAACAUCUGGGUUUAUCUAAAUGGACGCCAACAAAUGUUUACCUACUGCCUGCGUUUUUAAUCAGGUAGCAUCUUUACAUCCUCUGUUCUCACUGCCAACAGGAAACUCAUUGGUGAAGCCAGGUCAUGAAAAAAAUCUGAACUAUCCCUUUAAGUUCCUUUGUUCUGUUAUGAGUGUAAAUGUAGCUCCAGUUUUUAUAUCUGUGACAUCACAAAUCUAAUUGUCCAAUCAUGGACAGAUCCAAACAAUUUGGUAAGCAAUUGCUGUCCUUUGAUUGGACAACUAGAUGUGGCAGUAAGUCCAGGCUGACCAAUCAGUUUGAGGUGUGAAAACAUCAGAAGUAUUCAGAGCGCAGGAGUUAAAAAAAAAAAAAAAAAAGGUUUUUAGAGAUUCACUAAAGUUUUUCUGUUUACUACAGAAAUUCCUCAGGGACAUGAAGGGAUUUCUUUUUCUUUUAUGAUGCCUAGCAAAAGUAUUAGUUUCCCUCACAAAUUUUUUGUGUUCUCUCGCAAUAAUGUACGAAUCAUUUCAUGUUGAAUCUUGAAUACCGAAAGUUUUUCUACUACAAUAUAAGGGUUUUGUAAGGUUCUUUGAUGUAUGUCAAUAUCUCGUUGAGAUAUCUCAACUUUUAAACCUUUCUUUAGGAUACACAUGAACAUGGGCUUUCAUUCAAAACAGAAACUUUCCUUAAGAAAAACUACAUGCAAAGUAUUUGAACUAUUUUUGAGUUAUUUUCAUGGG